AUGUCUACCGAGACAGCUUUUCCCUACCAGGAGCCCACCAUUUCGACUAUCCUCAACCAGGCAGGCCUUCUUCUGGCACUGAAUAUUGUCAAUGCCUGUCUGGACAAGCUCUUGUAUUGUGGACUGAUUGGCCAGCUGUUCAUCGGUAUUCUUUGGGGCACUCCUGGAGCUAAAUGGAUCGGUGGCGAAAUGGAGAAGGUUAUCCAGCAGCUGGGAUACCUUGGACUAAUUAUGCUGGUUUAUGAAGCGGUUGCACUGACUGGAAUUUUGACGCCAAUUGCGUUGUCAUUCAUCCUGAAGGAGCUGGUGGCAGCAACUUCUCUCCAGGCCUUUGCUGCUGGUGCUGCUCUCAGUGCAACCAGUCUUGGAACUACAUUUACCGUUCUGUCCACCACUCAGUUGAUAGCUACAAGACUCGGCACAGUGACCACCUGUGCGGCGAUGCUUGACGAUGUGGUAGGUCUUGUUAUGGUGCAAGUCAUCUCAAAUCUCGGUGGAAAUGACGACGCUUCCAUCAGCGCUGUGACGAUCAUUCGGCCAGUCAUUGUGUCUAUCGGCUUUGCGGCCGGCAUCUUUCUGCUUUGUUCUUUCUGUCUGAAGCCAGUGAUAAGAAUUGGCCUUGCUAGUGGACAAAAAAUGCCAGAAUUUAUACGGACUACGCAAUUCGCCUUCUGUGUUCAUGCAAUUGUACUUUUUGGAAUGGUUGCUGGCGCUUCGUAUGCCGGCACGUCGAGUCUUUUUGCUGCUUAUCUAGGUGGAGUGAUCAUUUCUUGGUUUGAUGAGCUUGCUGCGGGGUCUAAAGACAGAGAUUUCAUUACAUCUCAGUCUGUCUCGACUCAACAUCAAGAGGCCGGGGCGCAUACGGGAAACCAACAAAGCGAAGAAAAUACCUCAUCAAACGCACUGCCUGCUACUCAAGAGAACACUACUCGUGACAGAAUACCGACAGGUGACAUGAUCUACGAAACAUACUACAGAGGACCGGUCAAUCGCAUUUUGAUACCUCUUUUCUUUGCAUCCAUUGGCUUUGCGAUUCCUAUCACGGAGAUGUUUCAUGGUAAUGUCGUAUGGCGCGGCAUUGUCUAUGCCCUUUUGAUGGCCCUCGGAAAGAUCGUCACUGGUAUAUGGCUCGUUCGCGUCUCAGCGAGCCCUGUGGCUGGAUUUAUGGCUGUAUUUAAGAAAGCAUUUUCUUAUGCUACUUCUUUCAUGCCAGUGAAGUUUUGCAAAGACUCUAAGCGAAAGAAGGGAAUUGAUACGUCCGAAAAGAAAAAGAAGGAAAGUCGAUCACACGAAGGUCCAACUCGGUCUAACAAUGACACCACCAGCGCAAGCCAGCCAUCUCUAAGAGCAAGGCCGGAUGAUGUGGUAGCCCAAACCGAGCCCAGCUCACUCCUUCCCAAGCCAAAAUCCUUAUAUCCGCCUUCUAUCCUUGGGCUUGCAAUGAUAGCACGAGGGGAAGUAGGCUAUUUGAUUGCUUCACUUGCGCAGAGUCAGGGCAUAUUUGAUAAUGAUUCUAAUGGCUCUUCUAGUGGAUCGGGAUCCUCCGACAUCUACUUGGUGAUCAUUUGGGCGAUUUCAAUUUGCACAUUGAUUGGCCCUAUUGCUGUUGGCUUUCUUGUUAGGCGAGUCAAAAGGCUGCAAGAGGCUAGAGGUGAUACUGGCACCGGAGAUCCUUUGGGUGUUUGGGGGAUCUGA
This is a messenger RNA of Talaromyces atroroseus, 1695 nucleotides long. RefSeq lists its product as hypothetical. Gene Ontology annotation, cellular component: membrane. NCBI's taxonomy places the organism in Eukaryota, Fungi, Ascomycota, Eurotiomycetes, Eurotiales, Trichocomaceae. The transcript is spliced from 3 exons. The record is from RefSeq and is a predicted model, not a curated record. Gene Ontology annotation, molecular function: antiporter activity. The coding region runs from base 1 to 1695 and encodes 564 amino acids. Gene Ontology annotation, biological process: proton transmembrane transport.